Molecule: messenger RNA, 1845 nt
Organism: Diaporthe amygdali
Lineage: Eukaryota; Fungi; Ascomycota; Sordariomycetes; Diaporthales; Diaporthaceae
Exons: 5
Coding region: 1-1845 (614 amino acids)
Biological process (GO): positive regulation of transcription by RNA polymerase II
Cellular component (GO): nucleus
Molecular function (GO): transcription cis-regulatory region binding; DNA-binding transcription factor activity
Source: RefSeq, a predicted model, not a curated record
AUGCUGGAGACGGCGAAGACCCAAGGUUGCGGGGAUGUUGAAAUUAUUGACGUGACGAGCGAGGUCAUCCGAGACUACUGGAACGAGCCCAAUGUGUCCACAAACGGCGGUACUGUCGCAGGCCAAUCUCACAAGGCGCCAGACCAGCAGGACCUGAAAGAUCAACAACCGCGUGGAUCCCCAAAAUCUUCAAAAGACAGUACGGCUUCCACAAUUUCAGGUCAGCGAGACGACGUGGUCUCGCUGACCGCUGCUGGUAGCUCCGGGCCGGCUACCGAUCCUGCAUCAGCUCCUGUCACACCGGCCCCAGGUUAUCUUCCAAACCUCGAGAGAUCAGGGAGUAUUUUGUCGCCGCAUUCGUACGAUAUGAUUCAGUCCGCAGCUGCCCAACUGCUCGACCUAGGAUGCUCAGCCUCAGGGGUGCCUCCUGAUGUCCAUGCUUCUCAAAGUGCGUUGUUGCACCCGACAAACCACAGCAGCAAUCCGAGCAUUGCUAGUCCAGGUUCCGAGGGCAUGUCGCACGAUGGUAUAUUCUUGCCUGGUUCAGCAUACCUGGAAUUCCACUCUGCUUUGAGGAGUCAUACCUUCAACGCAGCGCGCUCUGCUUUCCCAAGUCGAUGUGGAACACCAGAGUCCCCAGAGACUGCGCACACGACGAUCCGAGCUGAAGGCCAGUCCGUCGAGGAAAAUUUAUCGCUGAACGUUCAUACGUCGGAGACGGUAUCACCGUUAGAGGAUGUAGCUUUAUCCCGACCAACGCCUAGACUCAGCGAGCUGUCACAACAAGAAGAAUUUGAGUUGUGGAAGAACUGGGUAGAUGAAAUCGGUCCGUGGCUUGACAAGUUUGACAACCAUCGCCGAUUUGUUCGCGUCUUGCCACCAUUGGCACGUGAACACCCUCACUUGAGGUUCUCCAUGCUUGCACUCUCUGCUCGGCAGUUGGAACGCAAAUUUCCGAACCGGCCUGCAACGAGUCUAGGACUGUACCAGGAAGCUAUCCAUCAGCUCGUUCCGCAGCUGCAGACAAGGACGACUACGGUCGUGGCGUCGUGUGUUGUGCUUUGUGUUCUUGAGAUGAUGAGCUGCUCUCCAAAAAUGUGGCGUCGACAUCUCGAUGGUUCCGCCAGUCUGAUUCUAUCACUGGGCAUCAAUGGCUUUUCUGGGGGAUUGGAGCAAGCCCUUUUCUGGUGCUUUGCACGCAUGGAUGAGCGGACAAUCAUUCCAAUCGAGAGUUGGUUGCCAAAGCCAGCUGCCGAUGACAGCAUACGGAUUGCUUACAGCGCUGCCGGCUUCGACAUGUAUGCCAAUUAUAUCGUCCACCUCUGUGCCGAAGCCAUGGACCUAUUUGUCAGCAGCACAGGGAGCCGCGAAGAUUUCAGUAGGCGCUGGAGCAGUCUUUUUUCGCGUCUCAGCGACUGGUACCAUUUCCGGCCGCCAGAGAUGCGACCUGUUCUCGAUCUGCCACAAUUAGAGACUGAGCCUGAACGCCCCUUUCCUAUCCUCUUGUUCUCCAACCCCUCCGCUAUUUCUGGCAACCAAAUGUAUCACACGGCGGCGCUUCUCAUGCUGCAAAGGAUCCCUCGAGGCAUAAAGCUACCACAUGGAACUCGGUCCAUGCUCUGGCAUGCCCGUAGGAUCUGUGCCAUCUCGAUAUCGAACACCGAUCACGCCUGCUGGACCAACUGCAUACAGCCCCUGUGGAUUGCAGGCCGCAUCAUGUCCAACCCAUCCGAGCACCGUGCAAUCCUCAAGACGUAUGAGCUCAUCGAGAAAGAGACUGGCUGGGGCGCUAAGUGGCGAGCUGAUGACCUCAGAACAUUCUGGGGAGACCUCGAUGGAGGGUGA